Camarhynchus parvulus is the source of this 954-nucleotide messenger RNA. RefSeq names its product collagen alpha-1(XV) chain-like. The record is from RefSeq and is a predicted model, not a curated record. Lineage: Eukaryota; Metazoa; Chordata; Aves; Passeriformes; Thraupidae. The transcript is spliced from 10 exons. The coding region runs from base 1 to 954 and encodes 317 amino acids.
AUGCAUGCCCAGCUGCCCUGCAAACAGCCGGCAUCCACAGACCGCAGCUGGCCAUCAGAUGCUGGUGUCCCCCAGGCAGAGCCACCGGACUCCCGCGCUGAUCUCCGGCGCCAGACGUGGGUUUUCAAGUCCAAGGAGCUGAUGGUGAAGGCGAGCAGUGCUGUGCCCGAGGGGAGCCUGGUCUAUGUGAGGGAAGGGAGCAACGCCUUCCUCCGGACCCCCGCUGGCUGGAGCCGCCUCCUGCUGGAGGAUCCCAAGUCAUUCCUGGCUGGUGAUGACCCCUCUGCCUCCACCCCACAGUACCAGGAGGUGAAGAGGGUGCAGCCAAGAGGUCCCAACACACUGUCACCCAUACAGUCUCCAACAGACUCACUGAUCCAGAAGGAGGAGGAACAAGGGCUGUCCCAGACUCUGCCAACCACCACGGCCCCACGGAUCCCAUCUCUCCGCCUGGCUGCCCUCAACGUGCCCCUGUGGGGUGACAUGAGCGGGAUCCGGGGCGCUGACCUGCAGUGCUACCGGCAGUCCCAGGAGGCCGGGCUCUACGGAACCUUCCGGGCCUUCCUGUCAGCCCCCAGCCAGCAGCUGCUGUCCAUCGUCAAGAGGACAGACAGAACCCUCCCCAUCAUCAACCUGAAGGGGCAGCUGCUGGCCAAGUCCUGGAGCUCCCUCUUUGGGGGUGCUGCCCUGCGGGGUCCCAUCUACUCCUUCAACGGGCGCAACGUCCUGGCAGAUCCCCUCUGGCCCCACCGGCUAGCCUGGCACGGCUCCACGCCGCGGGGUGGCCAUGCCCGCCGGUGGGACUGCCAGGGCUGGCGCAGCUCCGGCACGGCCCAGGGCAUGGCCAGUGCCCUGGGGGAGGGCAGGCUGCUGGCUGGGCAGAGGCACAACUGCUCCACACCACUGGCCGUGCUCUGCAUCGAGGUGGCUUUUCCUUACCGGCACAUGUGGUGA